Molecule: messenger RNA, 1631 nt
Organism: Plectropomus leopardus (leopard coralgrouper)
Lineage: Eukaryota; Metazoa; Chordata; Actinopteri; Perciformes; Serranidae
Source: RefSeq, a predicted model, not a curated record
AUGACCAGUUCACUGGAGAAGGUCGUGGCCCAGAAGAAGGAGGCCAUCGAGGCAGUGAUGGACAUGUUCGCGAAGGGUGCCGAGGUGUUGGCGAGCGCCGUGGGCGAGCUGUUCCCCCUCUGUGAGGCUGCCGCUCCGGUGCUCCGCCUGGCUUUAGACAACGUCCAGAGCAAAGAAGUCUUCUACGUCAAAGAGCAGUUCCUGACAGUGAGGAACAAGCUCGACGUGCUCUCCACCCAACUGGACAACAUCGACUGCGAGAUCAGGAAGGGGAGACUGGACUCCCAGUACUUCUCAGUGGAGGAGAACAUUAGGAACCAGUUUCGGAAAUAUAUGGACAUCUUGGAGGCAAAGCAGCAGUUCAGGGAGGUGAAGACCAGACUUUUUGUGGAGCACUUUGCCAAAACAGGCGGAGAGAAAAACCUGUUUGUGCUGUAUGAUGCUCUGAUGGGGGCAAACAGCUUUGGAGAGUCGGUUUUAGAGCUGGUUGAAAGGUAUGUAGCAAGGAACCGUCGUCUCCUGGAGGAUUUCUGUGUCCGCAUGAAGGAGCUCUUCUGUUUGGGCCUGAUCGCUCUGCUCGGGCACUGUGCUUUAACUCAGGCCCAAGAGGAAGAAGAUGAUAAAAUCCGAGAGUGGAGCAGUAAAAUUGAAGAAGUUGAGUCCCACAUGAAGAUGACCAUUGAGUCUUGUAUUGCUGCUUUCCCGGAGCAAGCUAAAUUAGAUUCCCAGCACCUGCUGCAAGACAAGCACGAGGAAACCCUGCAAGAAACGACUCGGCAGCUUCUUGAGUUCUUGCUGAAAAAGUACGACUGGGUCAGCUGGUCUGUACGGCUAAUAAACCAUUCAGGGAGCACCUACCGUAACUGGCGAGCAGGGGAGCACUUUCACCACGUGGCGGGGCAGAACUGGUUCGAGGUGCUGCAGGUGAACAACAUCAACCUGGUGGUGUCGUACAGCACCAAACCCCAGCCGGUGCCUCGUGACUGCAUCCAGCAGGUGAUGGAGGGCCAGGGGAAGAAGGGAAACGCCCCGGCGGUGGUGGAGGUGUUGGAGAAGCAGCUGUGUGGGUUUGUUGUUCACGCUGUCAGUCGCCACAAGGAGUCUGCAGCUGCAUGGAGCUUUCCGGAAGACUGUCACUACUGGGAGAGACACAAGAAUGUGGCAGUGUGUGUGCACUCAGAGUAGAGCUGAUACACAUUUAAAAUUUAAAAUUUACAGCAAAGAGGGAGUUUAGGUUGAGAUACUGUUGAUUUGUGCUUCUUGUUCAUCUGCAAGAGUGAGCUGAGAUUAUCAGCAUGUAAGUUUAUCAUGAAAUUAAAUACUUAAGUGGCCAGAGUGCACAAAGCAGCAUCAAAAUAGAGCUUGUUUAUCAAAGAGUAUUUAUCAAAGUGCCAGGAUCCCCUACACCCCCUGUAUGAGGUCCUGGCCAAGCCCCUAAUGUCCAGAAAUUCUAGAAAUGUCCUAAUAUUCCAGAAACAUGCAAACAUCACUGAAAUGUCAUAAAAUCCUAGAAACAUAGCCAAGCAAGUUGGGUAUCCCUGGUUUAUGGUGGGCCAUCAGAUUUCUAAUUAAUUAAUGUGAAUGUCAAAAACUGGGAAUGCACUGAACCCAUAAUUUUACCUACUUUCCAA